Messenger RNA from Mandrillus leucophaeus (drill), 4598 nucleotides. It is a transcript of the gene IP6K1, whose product is annotated as inositol hexakisphosphate kinase 1. Gene Ontology annotation, cellular component: cytoplasm; nucleus. Bases 725 to 2050 code for a protein of 441 amino acids. Lineage: Eukaryota; Metazoa; Chordata; Mammalia; Primates; Cercopithecidae. The transcript is spliced from 6 exons. Gene Ontology annotation, biological process: inositol phosphate biosynthetic process; phosphatidylinositol phosphate biosynthetic process. Gene Ontology annotation, molecular function: inositol hexakisphosphate kinase activity. The record is from RefSeq and is a predicted model, not a curated record.
UCGGGGCUCCGGUGGAGCAUCACUGGAACAUCGCUCGAGCGUCCUGACCGGCCGCCCGCCGAGCCUCCUAGAUGCUGGCACCGAAGCCGGGGAACAGCCGGUGUGGAGGUCGGAGAGCGCCAGUGCCUGAGGUCUGGCCGGCUAGUAGCGGGAAACCAGCUUCUCUGACCGAAGCUCUGGACUCUGCUGAUCCGGAGCGCUGAAGUGUGUCCGGUGCCACCCUGAUGCUCUCCUGGGAGUUGUGUUGCUCCUGGCUGAGAAAUAGACUUACCUCUUUCUUAGAUAGCGCUCCUGCGAGUGAUUUUCAGGACGCUGGAUGCUAAGACUAGACGAAUCAAGCCAAAGCCCCCGCGAGCCAGGCAGGCCGGUGUCACGGCCCUGUGAUUCUGGCAAGGGGGACCCUCUGCCUGGCUGCUGCUUCCCGAGACCCGUUCGGAACCUCUCGUGUACCUCGAAGCUCACCGUUUGUUUCCUACCAGAGAGCCUGGUUAAAUGUCCAUAAUGGCUGAGUUCUAUUUUGGAACAUAAUUUCUUUGGUUCUUCACCACCACUUUUUGGAGAGUGGUAAUGUCUUCCUCUUUUUGCUUUAGGAGAAAGACAGAAUCAUAAGCCGAAUAGAAUCUGACCAUUGGCUUUCAGCUGGCCAGGACCUUCUACCUAGCUUUCCUUUUGUGGCCCAUGUGCUGCAUCCUCUGCCCUCAGUGUGCAACUGGCCCCCAACGCAAUGUGUGUUUGUCAAACCAUGGAAGUGGGGCAGUAUGGCAAGAAUGCAAGUCGGGCUGGAGACCGGGGAGUCCUCCUGGAGCCCUUCAUCCACCAAGUAGGCGGACACAGCAGCAUGAUGCGCUACGACGAUCACACUGUGUGCAAGCCCCUCAUCUCUCGGGAACAGCGCUUCUACGAGUCCCUCCCUCCCGAAAUGAAGGAGUUCACCCCUGAAUACAAAGGCGUGGUAUCUGUCUGUUUUGAGGGGGACAGUGAUGGUUACAUCAACUUAGUGGCCUAUCCUUAUGUGGAAAGUGAGACUGUGGAACAGGAUGACACACCAGAACGGGAGCAACCUCGGCGCAAACACUCCCGCCGGAGCCUGCACCGGUCAGGCAGUGGCAGUGACCACAAGGAGGAAAAAGCCAGCCUGUCCCUUGAGACCUCUGAGAGCUCACAGGAGGCAAAGAGUCCGAAGGUGGAGCUGCACAGCCACUCAGAGGUCCCUUUCCAGAUGCUAGAUGGCAACAGUGGCUUGAGUUCUGAGAAGAUCAGCCAUAACCCCUGGAGCCUGCGCUGUCACAAGCAGCAGCUGAGCCGCAUGCGCUCUGAGUCCAAGGACCGAAAGCUCUACAAGUUCCUCCUGCUUGAGAAUGUGGUGCACCACUUCAAGUACCCCUGUGUGUUGGACCUGAAGAUGGGCACGCGGCAGCAUGGCGAUGACGCAUCAGCUGAGAAGGCAGCCCGGCAGAUGCGGAAAUGUGAGCAGAGCACAUCAGCCACGCUGGGCGUCAGGGUCUGCGGCAUGCAGGUGUACCAGCUGGACACAGGGCAUUACCUCUGCAGGAACAAGUACUAUGGCCGUGGGCUCUCCAUUGAAGGCUUCCGCAGUGCCCUGUAUCAAUAUCUGCACAAUGGCCUGGACCUGCGACGUGACCUGUUUGAGCCUAUCCUGAGCAAACUACGAGGCCUGAAAGCUGUGCUGGAGCGGCAGGCCUCCUACCGCUUCUACUCCAGUUCCCUGCUUGUCAUCUAUGAUGGCAAGGAGUGCCGGGCUGAGUCCUGCCUGGACCGCCGGUCUGAGAUGCGUCUCAAGCACCUGGACAUGGUGCUCCCUGAGGUGGCGUCAUCCUGUGGCCCCAGCACCAGCCCCAGCAACACCAGCCCUGAGGGGGGUCCCUCCUCUCAGCCCAAAGUGGAUGUCCGCAUGAUUGACUUUGCACACAGCACGUUCAAGGGCUUCCGGGAUGACCCCACCGUGCAUGAUGGGCCGGACAGAGGCUACGUGUUUGGCCUGGAGAACCUCAUCAGCAUCAUGGAACAGAUGCGGGACGAGAACCAGUAGGCCCUGUUCUGGGCCCCCAGAACCCCUUCCUCUCCACCCGCAGGCAGGGACCAUUGUUCUGAACUUGCCGUGAGGACACACAGACUUGAUUUUAAAGGGUUAUAUUUCUCUUUGGUGUAAACUAAAAGAAAUGUUUUUAGCGGUAGCCUGGAAUUCAUAUAUAUAAAGUGAAGGAGGGUAGACCACACGCCCUCUCAGCCAGGCUCCUCAGCUUUGUGGCUCUGAUUGGUGUGUCCAGGCUGCCUUAGGAAGGAAGAGGUGCCCCUGGUGGGCUUGGCAGCAGGGACAGGGUGCCCUUGGACAUUGGUUUCUCUUGUCUAGAUCUUUGAGGUCUGUGGCUGCAGGGCUCUGCUGAUUGUAGGGUAAAGCCCUGGGCUGGUGCAGGGCCCCUCCAUGCCCACUCUUCCCUUGUUCCCCAGAAGUAGAGGGCUUUGGGUGCCCAUUUCUUGGGGGCUUUCUGGUCUUAUGCUGUGGGUGUCAGCUAGCUCUUUAAUAGGUGCCCUCAGGGCACCACAGGGCUUACUGCACAAAGCUGGACCCAUCCUUGGGUCUGAUCUUAGUGUGGGGCUAGAUUAAUGAAGCUGGGCUGAGGCCAACUUAUGGCAGAGGGCAGGCCCUGGGUUCCCCAGGUACCUGUUGGCAUGUGACAGGUUGGCACCUGUCCUAUUCCUGAAACAGCCAGCCUCUCUCGCCAAGUUCCCUUGCCUAAGAAGACCACUCCCUCCUACCCCACUGAAGUGGGGGAUAGUCGGUGUCCUAGCAGGCCUCAGGGCCUCUGGUGGCUCUGGCCUAGACAGUAUUUGCAGUUCUUGUGCUAUGGGUGGGAGUGGUCUUCUUUAAGUUUCGGCAGCUGUGCUGCUGCUGGAUGGGCUGCUCCUCCCAGGGCUCAAGGGCUGUGGUCCGCUCAGGGUCUCAUUUCCCCAGGCCAAGUUCAAGGUGGCAGCUCUUUGUGAGGCGCUCUUGGCCCUGGGCCUAGAGGGAGAACUUUAAGCUUUUUUGCUCACAGGGACAUGGUAUGGGCUCUGGGUGCAGGUGCCCACAUUCUGCUAAUGAGAGCUUUGUCUGAUCAGUCCUGGGUCCAUCAGUUUGUCCAUGUGUCCAGCUGCCAGCCCCUGUCCCUCGGGAUCCUUCCUCUGGGGUGUAGCCUUGUUCAUUAGUAUAUACUCAUUCCUUCAUGCUUUCCUCAGCAGAACACUCCCACUUCUGAGGUGAGCUUUUGCCUCAUGCCCUUCCUCCACAGGUGUUGCCUUUUUAUAAAGACCUGAUAGCAGAAUAAACUGGUGGUGUUUCCCUGUUGACCCAGCACCCUUUCUGUGGGCCUAGAAUAUGGCCCUCAACACUGACAGUGGGACAGUGAGGGCUUGAGGAGUGACCCUUCCUUUCUCAUGGUUUUAGUCAUUUUGGCUGCCAGCCCUUAAUGGCACAGACCUGCUGCUUCUAAAACAGAUGGCCAGGACAUGACACAGAUUUCAGCCAUUGCCAGGGUUAGCACCCUCUCCUUUGAGCCUAGGGUCACUGUUCAUUGUCACUUUAGGCAAGUGCCUGUUUGGCAUUAAAGGUAAGCCUGCCAGCUGUGAGAGGCCUUGGUAACUGAUGGACUCAUUUCCUGGUCCUUAGAGAUGCAGCUUCUUAAGGGCUCCUUGAUGGAUGCCAUCUCUCCUAGCCCCCGGCUCUGGUGCCACUGGUGGGCAGGUUCCCAUUCUUUGGGGCUGGGAGGGACAGCUUGGCUGUUUCUGGUCAGAAAUUACGGUUUUCUCUCCUGUACCAUUCUGUGGCUUCAGCCAUGGGGGCAGUAGCCCUUCAUUAGUGUAGACUUAGUCAUUCCCUGGUAGGGUGGAGGGUAAGACAUAGGGGUCUGGAGCUGUUUGGGACCUUUUGGGGAUGUCCUGUGCCUCCCAGGUUCCUAGAUUCUGGGAGGAGAGGCUGCCACAUUCUGCUGCUCCUCACAGCGAGCAAAGGCUUCAUCCACUUACAUUCAGUAUUUUCCUGGCACUACAAAGAGUGGGAAGGCCUGGGAUUUGCUGCUGCUCCCCUAGAGCAGGGCCCCUCUUUUCAGCACUUUGGACACCUGGAGACCCAGCCCUGUUAUUUAAUGGUAGUGGGCAAGUGUGUGUGCAUACUGUCUGCCACUGCUUUCUCCCUGUCCCAUGCCAGAGCCCUCUCCCUGCCAGGCCCUGCCUUAGCCCCAACUUGGGACCAAAGUGCAACAUGGGAUCAUGGGUUGGGGUGCUCGGGUGACCCCUCUCUAUAGUGCUUCCCUGGGCCAAGCUGACACCAGCCCCUGAGGGUGGGGUGGGACGGGUGGUGCUUAAAAGAGGAAGGGGACCAGUGUAGCAAAUUGCUAGGGACCCCCACCCUUCCCUCUCUGGGCCUGUGCAAUGGGCGUGGGGAUUCCCAUCAUGGGGCCUGGCGCCUGUGCUAGUUCGGUAGCUGCUGUACACGCGCUCACUCCUGACCACAUGCACGUUCCCUAGAUGCAGAUUGCUUUGAACUUUAAAGCUGUACAAUCUGGUUAUGUUUGUGCUGACUUAAAAAAUAUUUUAAUGAG